Messenger RNA from Mus musculus (house mouse), 6937 nucleotides. It is a transcript of the gene Cfap99, whose product is annotated as cilia and flagella associated protein 99. The coding region runs from base 3887 to 5833 and encodes 648 amino acids. NCBI's taxonomy places the organism in Eukaryota, Metazoa, Chordata, Mammalia, Rodentia, Muridae. The transcript is spliced from 16 exons. The record is from RefSeq and is a predicted model, not a curated record.
UCUGGAACUGCACUGCUGGGAAGUGGGGGCCAAGAGGGUUCCCACGGCUCUUCAGACAGAAAGUCUAGUCAAAACAUUGAGUCCAGGUUCACUGAGAUAUGAAUCUCAAAAAAACACAGCAGAAAGCAAUCAAAGAAGGUGUUCAAGGUCAAUGUUUGACCCAAACACACACACACACAAAUUAAUUAAUUAAUCAAUUAAUUAAUAGAAAAGGACUGGCAAGAUGGCUCAGUGUAAAAAGGUCCUUGCCACUAAUCCUGAAGACCUAAUUUCUAUCUGUGUAUGUCCAUGGAGAAAGGAGAGAACCAAGGCCUGAAAGUUGUCCUUUGACCUCCAUGUGUGCACCUUGACAAGCACAGACCCCUGCACAAUAAACAAACAAACAAACAAACAAAUAAAAAUUUAAAAGAACUGUUAGAGAAAAGACACCCAGUGAGUCUCACUGGCUUCCCCUGGUGAGGUCCAUCUCAUCUGUAACCUGAACCCUAAAUGUUUGCAAACAGCAUCUCCACUUCUCACAGUGAAGGACUGCUAGGAGACUCCACAGCAAAGGAGCGGCAUGCAGGUCAAUAGCCACGCCCCUGGUAGUGGUUUGGAGCUGAGACAAGAAGGCUCUUUGUGGGGCGCAUGUGCAGAAACUAGACACCACAGCCACCAUUCCCAUACCCCUGACAAGCAGUAGUACCUGCCAGUCAAUUCCUCCUUAAAGAUAGAAAGUACAAAUGCAUCCUUCAUGUGCAUCAAUAGGCUCACCCAGGGCAGCCAGGAAUUGCAGCUUAGGCAGGGUCUUAGCCUAGAGUUCUUAUCCUCUUAGGCCAACUUCCUCCCUUGGUAACCAGCAAUGUCACCCAGGUCAGUCAGAGAAGGUCACCACCUGCCUGGACUUUCUAACACAAACAUCCUUUCUGAGAAAGUCUUUGCCUGCACUCUCUAAGCAAUAUGGACAGCUCAGCCUCUGAGCCUUCACCACACACCUUUCUCUCACAGACGCCAAACCCAGAAUAGCAGGAGUCUAAUAGUACUUCAUCAAGGAGGGGGGGGAGCUGUUCAAAGGCUGAGUUUAAGAAAAUCAAUGAAAAUAUAAUGCUUUGACAUGUCAUUUUAACAUAAACUAUUAUUCACCGGGUAUAUUUUUCCUCCAACUCAGUUUUUAGUGCUUUGGAAACCAAAAUUUUUGUCAUUUAGAAAAUAAUCUAAGCAUUUCCCAUUGCUUCUCUGAACUGUAGGAAUAACAACAUUUUUCAAAAUAUUUCCACCACAAGUUAUGAACAUGGUCUGUAUGUGUUCGGUUUUAAACCAUAGCAGCAGUUACAUUUAAAUGUUGUUUAAAUAGUGUAUCUAAAUAGGAAGUGAAAGGGGAUCAAGUCUGAAGCAAUCUCCCCAGACAGCCCCCCUCCUCCCCCACACCCCACCUCCACUCCUGCCACCAUUUAACUCUUCCAGGCCCAGAAUCAUUUCAGGACCAACUCUCAAUUCACUUGUGCCAAAAUAUGUUCAAAUAUAGGAAGGAGAAACAUAAUCGCUUCAUAACUGAAGGGAAAAAAAUCUAAGCUUUGGUUUGAAAAAUUAAAAACUACUAGGAUGACCUACCGCAACCCAAAUGCUUCAAACAAUCAAGACACCGACAUUCAACAAUGAAUCUCAAACCAGAGAUGCCUCACCAUUAGACUGGCCACAGGGCAUCAGCUCUGGAGACAGUCAUGGCCAGAGCAAGAUCUCAGACAGAGAUAUGGCUCAAGUCCAGAGGUCAAGGACAGUAACAGACAGCUUAUUGAGAAAUGACAAUGAGGAAGAGGACAGCUGCAGGGGGGGGGGGUCUAACCUAUCUCUUCCCUUCUAAAAAGUACAUGGCUUUGGGCUGAAUCACCCAAAGUUACCAACUCAGCUCUCCACUUGCCAUGGUCUGUACCUAGAAAGCAAUCUACUGCUCAACAGGGAACGUUAUGGACAUGAUACUUAACUUUGGGGCACAACAAAGGAAGACCACUGUGAAUUAACUGUGAGUGAUAACCAAUGGUUAAGUAGGCACUGCUCCUUCCUUUCAAACAGUUAAGGAGGGUCACAGAACACACCUUUCCUACUGUAGCACUGCUGGAAUGGCACCUGGACGCCCCAGCGCCCCACAAGCAUUCUGUCUUAGUCAGGGUUUCUAUUCCUGCACAAACAUCAUGACAAAGAAGCAGUUGGGGAGGAAAGGGUUUAUUCAGCUUACACUUCCAUACUGCUGUUCAUCACCAAGGAAGUCAGGACUGGAACUCAAGCAGGUCAGGAAGCAGGAGCUGAUGCAGAGGCCAUGGAGGGAUGUUCUUUACUGGCUUGCUUCCUCUGGCUUGCUCAGCCUGCUCUCUAGUAGAGCCCAAGACUACCUGCCUAGAGAUUGGGGGGGGGGGGGCGCACAAGGGGCCUUUUCCCCUUGAUCACUAAUUGAGAAAAUGCCUUACAGCCUUACAGUUGGAUCUCAUGGAGGCAUUUCCUCAACUGAAGUCCUUUCUCUGUGAUAAUUCCAGCUAUGUCAAGUUGACACAAAACUAGCCGGUACACAUUCUGAGAAGCAUUCUGAGAGACAGGGACGUAGCUCGGGCAUGCAAACACUCCCACCUGCUCCCCUGACAUUUGUUAUUGAAAAAGUAAAUCCCACCUCUGCAAUGACUUUUUCAGUACUGAACUUGUGUUGUUGUUGUUGUUGUUGUUGUUGUCGUUUGGUUUUGUUUUUCUUGUGCUAAAAAUUCACUCAAUUGGGGCGGGGGGCACUCCUUGUGCAGAUAAGCAGAGCAGGAGCUGCUGCAGCCGCUAGCAGACCCACUAACCAUCAGCAGGCAGGACUGUGCACAUUGAAGGGAUUGCAGCAAAGAGAGUGCCAGACGCCUAGGGCGUGGCUAAGGGCAAGCAAGACUCAAACCACACCCAUCGCAAGGGUCGCAAGGGUUCCCCACACACAACCCCACCCCCCAGUAUAUUUGCCCACAACCAGGAAGACAGGAGCACGAGCCGCUGCUGCACCAGCGCACAAGACUCCAGAAUACCUUCUGUCCAGUCCGAGGCUGAUCAAAGGCAGCCCCAUGCUUUGUAAGCCUUCACCCCAACAUUCUCUAACCUAAGGAAAAACUUCCCGACCUCGGCAGACAAAAACUGUAACAGAUUCAGAUCCCUGAAAGUCCCCUAAACCUCAAAUGCCAGUCUUCCAAACAGACCAGCUGUCUCUCCAGAAUACUCGCCCCACUCCGAGAGACCAUUCACAGAGUCUGGGACAGAAACCCUAAAUCAAGAAAUGUGGCUAGUCACGGCGGGAGAGCGGUCAGUUCCUUGGGUGGGCCAAAGAGAAGGAGGCCUCUGACUUCGGAGAUACCAGCACGCAGCCGCUGCACUGCUCCCGCCCUUAGUCUUUGCAGUGACCCCACCCAGGUCGUGACCCUCUGAAGACCUCCAGCGUUGGCGUCCCCAGACUCCGCCAACCCCCAACACGCAGCUUUGGACGCCGCAGCUGCGUCCUGGAUCUUCGCUGGAUCCUAGCUUUGCAUCGCCCAGCUGCGAACAGAGCGCACCGGGUCCGGCUCCGGGCUGCCAGCCCCAGGCAGGCAGCGGGACGCAGCGCCCGCAGUGCGACUGGCACGGCUGCCGGGGCGCGCCGCCUGGACCCGAACUGGCUGGUGAAUCGCACCUCCGGCCCACUGAAGCUUCAAGCUCCACGAGCCUCACCCCGCGACUGGGCAGAGGACUGGUCGGAGAUCCAAAAGGGUGCAGGCGGCUACCGGAACAGGAUAGAGAUGAGAACUGGACCAAGAUCCAAUUACUCCGUUUUGGGAUAGAGGACCAGACCGCGGCGUGAGGGACCUCUAAGAUACGGGAAGAAAGAGUCUGACCAAAGCCUAAGGACCCUGCUCCAAAGAUGACCUACUAUGAAAAAUGCAUUGAGAUUGUGAUAAAGCAGCUUGACAAAUUUAAGCCUGGAAAGGACAAUCCUGAGCAAUUCGUGGAGACAGUAUUCACCUCCUUACAGCAGACUCUGAGCCCACAGAAGUUUGGGUUUGUUUUGGAGGUUCUGUCUGGCUGCCUUGAAUACCACAAGUUACUGACCAUCGUGGUGGAUGCCUUCUAUGCACGGGAUGGCCAUACCUGCCUGUGGUCCGACUACAGCCUCUUUGAGGUGAUCUGCUACCUGGCCAUCUUCCAGCUGGAGGAGCUUGGCUUCCAGCUUUUCUGCAGCAUCAUCAAGUCUCAGCCUGUUCGUAAGAUGUGCAAGUUCCUCAGAUUCUUCUUUAACCCCUUGAACCUGAGCUCAUGGAUCAAAGACGAGUGGAGCCUCAUCUACGAAACAGCCCAUGUGAUGGAGAACUGGAUUGACCCUCUGUUGAGAUGGCAGCCAGAGGUCCAGAAGCUGAUCAAACAACUGGAGGGAGUACCAACCGAUCAAAUUCCUGUCUUGAAGACCAAGGCCAAAGUCACAGUGCCCAAGGAAUUCAACCUGACUGUCCCAAGGCCCCGCGCCAUUACAAUGCCUGAGCCUGUCCCCACUAUGGACAAGCCGAGACCUGUCCCUCAGAGCACCUAUAAGGAGCCCAAGGAGCAGAAGCUUCUGCAGAUCAUCAAGACAUGCAACCGCCGGACAGCUGAGGAGCUGCUGCUGAAAGCCAACAUGGAAGAGCUACAGUGUGCCAUGCCCCGGGUGCAGAGGGAGCCACAAGAACAGGACGUGGAGAAGCAGCUGUGGCAUCAGUCAGUACCCCACAUCCGUAGGACUCCAAAUCUGACCUUCUAUAAGCCUAACAACCUCCCGGUCAAGCUGAACACAGCCACCAUCCUUCGAGAAGGGGCCUUAUACCAGCGGCAGGUGGAGAAGGAGCUGCAGAGAGUUGAUAAACUUGUGGAUGGGGCUGGGGACUUCUCUGAAUUCCUUAAGUGGCAGAAGAAGAUGCAGGCACAGGACCUAGAGGAGCAGCUGGCUGCAGGCGAGUGCCGGCGGCUUCAGGGAAAGCUGAGCCACGAGGAGGCCAUCUUGGCCCGGCAGAACCUCAUGCAGGAAAACAAGCAGAAGGCCGACCGGCAGAAGGAGGAGACAGCUGAGCUAAUGCUGCAGUGUGCUGAGAGGCGCUUGCAAGAGGAGAAGGCCAUGAAAGAGCUGGUGGAGCAGGUCACAGAGGCACAGAAGAAUGUCAAGAUAGUCCAAACGAAGCUCGUGAAGGGCCGGCAGCAGAUAGUUCAGGAGGUGAUAGAGGAGAGCCGGGAGUUGCUACAGCGUAGUGCAAAGGAAGCCAAAGAGGAACAGAAGCGUCGCUGUGAGCUCAUUGCUCACCUUCGUGCCAUGGAGACACAGCCCACACGCAAGGGGAAGCUGGUGGACCUUACCCAGAUCCCAGGCUAUGGUCUGGAAGGUGAGAUGUCUGUUGUGGAACUUCGAGAACGGCUGGCCAUGCUCAAAGAGACCCAGAAACGAGAGCAAGAGGAGAAGCGGGAUCAAAUCAUCCAGGACAAACGAGCCAAGAGCCAAAUGAUACAGAACACAGUGGAACAGAUCUCACUGUGCCGCGCAGCCAUGGGCAGGACCGCAGCCUUGAGGUGGGAGGAAAAGAAGGCCCAGGCUACAAGCCCUGGGACACCCUCCCAGGAUGAGCGCGUGCUGGAGCUGAAGCGCAAAAUGGAGGAGAGGGCAGCUGAACGCCGCAGGCAGACAGCACCGCAGCUCACGUCACCGCCCCGGGCCCUACGUCCAAAUCAGCGGGCGCAGGAGGAGAUGCAGCACUGGCUGGAGCUGGACCAGAGUCGAGAGCGCAGGCUGCGGGCAAGGCAAGAGGCAAAUCGCACCUGCCACGCUACCCAUCACCUAGAGGCUUCCUGAGUCACCUGGCAGCCCCACGCCAACACUGCAUGCAGCUGCCGACGUGAGCCCCCCUGCCCCUACCCCUAUGACAGUGGCUCUCUUCCUCCACCCCUGCCACAAAGCUUACCCUCUCCCCAGCUCCAGCCUGCUCCUGUAUGGUUGCUCCAGAAAAAAAAGUGUGGUAGUGUUUAGAAAUGCUGAACAAAAAAGUACUCUUCCUCUGGACUGCAACUGGCUACCACGUUUUUAUAUGCCAAACCUGGCUCUUCCCUAUGUCCAACAAGUCUUUUCAUAGGACUGGAAGCACCAAUCUCCUCCCAGAACCAGUUGAUGUGCCUGGGACCCCGCAUAUAAGUGUGAGAUUGCAAAUGCGGUCAAAUUCUUAAGCAUAUGCUCAGGACAGGCCUUUCUCAUGUCUCUCGUGGAUCAUCACAGCAAUCACAUCACCCAGCAACUAUAGCCCACUCAUCUCCUGUUCUGCUAAUGAGGCCACCUGUCCUCAAAGAGGCGACUCUGGCUUAAGCUAACUGGAGGUACCUUUCAGGGUCCUCUCUCCAUUAUCAUCAAGAGCCCAAAUCCAACAAAAUUGGAUUUGUGGACAGUGGCUCAACAGGGCAGAUCAGAUAAAUUCUAAGUUUCUCGCCUUACUGCUGCUCUGUGCUGGGGAAAGCUGGACUUUAAUAAUAGGUGUGUGCCUGCCAGUGAAACUUAGCCUAGAGAAUAAAGCUGCAUUGUGACGUUUGGUUCUUAGGAAAAAGAUGGUGGGCAAGUACUGGGGAGGGAAUAAGGCAAGGAGAAACUACUAGAUGGGUAGAUGUUCAGGAGAGAGAAGACAUCACCACACCUUGACCAUCCUCAGAUCUACAGAGGUCCCUCGGGUGGUAAGGCAGUCUUACCCCAGGGUACUUCAGACCAAGAAAGACUCUUAGCAUUGACGGGAACAAAUUUGUCUCAGAGUUCUAUCCCAGUAUUGUAGAACUAACAGAAUUCCAAGGCUCUUGUACAACUCUGGCAGGGGAGUGGGAGGUGUUUAGAGGUUGCUAGGGACAAAGGAAUCCUUGUCUCCCUGUUGAAUUAGAAUUGGGGGCAGAUUCAGUUUUACUUAAAUAAGAAUCACAUUUC